AUGAGUGCUCCAACGAGUCCAUACAUGAGUCCUGUGCCUAGUCCACAAAGGAAGAGCACUGGCCAAGAUUUACCUUUUUUCUAUUUGCCUCCAAAAAGCAAUCAAGCAUGGUCAGCACCAGAUAUGCCACUUGAUACCUCAUUACUUCCUCCUCCUGCUUAUUACGACAUCACUGCGUUUAGUACGGAUAACUCUCCUAUCCAUAGCCCGCAACCUCGAAGUCCACGCAACAGACCGGUCAAAAGCCCACAACCGACCAGACCGUCUUCACCGUUGCAUUCGAUACUAUCGCCUGAUCAGUCGGCUGCACCACGGGAUAGUGUUUCCUCACCUUUGCAUCCGAGGCCAGACUGUCCGAGGCUGUCCACUGAUGUUACGAAUGGACGCCGUGAUAACUCUAAUGUUCAUCCUUUGCCUCUCCCUCCUGGAGCUGCUUGUCCUUCUUCAGCAGCUGCUGCUUCUGUUCCUUGUCCGCAGGCUCCUCUUAAAGUGGAUUCGUUCCCGAUGAAUUCUCAGUGGAAGAAAGGGAAGCUAAUAGGUCGUGGUACAUUUGGAAGCGUUUAUGUCGCCAGUAACAGCGAAACUGGAGCGUUAUGUGCGAUGAAGGAAGUUGAGUUAUAUCCUGAUGACCCGAAAUCUGCAGAGUCCAUAAAACAAUUAGAGCAGGCUGCAGCUAUGUUCAAGGUCAUGAGAGAUAGCCCGCCGGUACCUGAAUCAAUGUCACCUGAGGGUAAAGACUUUCUAAGAUUAUGCUUCCAGAGAAACCCAGCUGAGCGACCAACCGCAUCUAUGUUGCUAGAACACCGGUUCCUUAAAAACUCUCUGCAAUCAACCUCACCUCGCAACAGCGAUGUCUCGAAUUGCGCCCAGUUACUCAAUGGGAUGAACAUAACGGAGCCAAACAGUAGAAGGGAGAAACCAAAUUUCAAACUAGAUCAGGUUCCGCGUGCUAGAAACAUGACAUCUUCAGAGAGGUCUCCCGAUCUAACAACGGGAACCGCGACCCGUCUCUCCCCUCGUUCCACUCUCGAGGCUAUUCCAAGCCCGUCUCCUUCCCAACGACCUAAGCUCAGCUCUGACCGGAGAAGGACCUGCAUCGCUCAAGAUCACAGUUGA
This is a messenger RNA of Arabis nemorensis, 1116 nucleotides long. The record is from the annotation of a GenBank genome assembly. NCBI's taxonomy places the organism in Eukaryota, Viridiplantae, Streptophyta, Magnoliopsida, Brassicales, Brassicaceae.